AUGGUGGAGGCGGGCUCGGACGCGUACUGCGCUUCGGACUUCAAAGGGCCCGAGUGCCGGCUCUGCGCUGCGCCAGACCACCACCUCGUCGACGGUGACACCUGCGAAGUAUGCGCUCCGCGCGCCGCCGCUGUGGGCCGCAUCGUAGGCCUCGUCCUCGGCCUCUGCGUCGCGUGCGGCUUGGCGGCUUGGGCCUACCACAUGCCGUGGCGGAAGAAGCGCAUCAUCGGCUGUCUCCUCCGCUUUGCAGACCGCUCCGUCAAGUACUACGUCGGGGUCGGAAUGACGGCCAAGGUCAAAAUCCUGUUCGGCUUUUACCAGAUCAGCACCGUAUUGUCCUCCACCUACUCCGCGCGGCUGCCAAACAAGUACACGGGCUGGACGGACAACUUGGCCAACGUGAUCUCCGUCGACUGGUCUGGCUUUUUCCUGCCGGAGCAGUGCCUCGGCUACGCUCUGCGGCUCCUCGCCAUCGCCCUCUCCCCCGUCGCCCUCAUCGCCCUGCUAAUGGUUGCGGGAAUAAGUCUGCGGCUCCACGGCUGGCGUGCUGCCCCGCCGCCGCGCGAGAGAGCGUGGUACGCGGAGGCGGCCCUCGGCCUCCUCGACUUCACGCCGGCGGGCCUGGCCUACACCAUCUCUCCGCCAAACGAGCCCCUGCGGCAGGUCUCCUACAUGCGGCAGGACGCGAGCGUCGAGUGCGGCUCCGACGAUCACGGACCCAUCACCGGCCUCGCCAUCGGCUUCAUCGCCCUCUGGCCCGCCGGCUCGCUGGUCCUCUUCACGUCGCUCCUCGCCGCCUGCUACAAGCCGCUGCAGGCCAAGACGCCGAAUGCUCUGACGCGGGCCACCGCCUUCCUCCACCGGGAGUACGAACAAAAUUGGUACUGGUGGGAGGCGGUCGAGCUGGCGCGCAAGCUCGUGCUGACCGGUUUCGUGCUUCUGAUACCGGAGGAGCGAGCCUUUGUUCGCCUGGUGGUGGCGACCCUAGUCUGCUCAUGCUACGCCGUCGCGCUCGCCGUCGUGCGGCCGUACAAGCGGGUCGAGGACAACGUCAUCGCCGUCGCCACGAGCCUCGUGCUCCUCCUGCUCUUCCUCGGCACCAACUGGAGCACCAUCUUCCUCGGCAUCGAGGAGCGCUCCGGGAUCGAUGAUGCCAAUGCAGUCCUCGGCUUCCGCAGCCUCAAUGUGAUUGUCGACUCGAUGAUCAUCCUCGUUGCAGUCGUGCUUGCCUUCUUCCUCGUCGGCGCCAUCGUCGCCGCCCGACGCGUCGCCAAGGUCCCCACGAUCCGCCUCGUCUCGACCAAGCAGCCCCCCGAGAUGAGCAUCGGGACUGGCCUCACGUGGCACCUCUUCAACAGCCACAUCUGGUCGACCGGUCAAGACGCCGUAAAGGUAGAUGACCUGAAGGAUAUCGGGGCGCUUGAGGAGUACAUCCAACGCUCGCAAGCCAUCCUCUUCUUCCUCUCGCAGGGCUACUUCCGCUCCAAGGCGCGCCUCUCCUUCCCACCCCGCCUCUACCGCCCUCUGGCCGUACCUCCCGCCUCUCCUGCGCCUCAGAACUGCCUUCGAGAGAUUCGCUCGUCGCUCGAGAAGGACAAGCCGCUCGUCCUCGUCCAAGAAGCGGACCCUGCAAAGGGCGGCGGGACGCUGCAGGCGCUGCGCGACGAGUGCCCCGAGGACCUGCAGCCGGCCAUCUUUGACGAGGACUGGCCGCUCACGAUCUGGUAUCGCAUCGAGGAGUUUCAGCUCGUCUCCCUCAAGAUCAUCGCCGAGGCGCCGCCGGCCACAGCCAGCCGCUACGCAGUCCUCUCCGUCUCCCGACCGACCCCACUGGAACCACAGGCGGUGCUCCUCUGUUCGCCCAACUUUCUGGACAAGACCUCCCUCCCGCUCUGCGUGUCGGGCGAGCUCGAGAGCGAGUCGCUCGCCUUUUCCAAACCGUGCACGCUCUGGGCCUCGCCUGCCAACGCGGGCGCUCUGGAGCUGGCCACCGAGAUCGCCACCGCCGUUGCCGGUCUCACGAUCUCCACCGCCGAUGCUCGGCCGGCCACCGCGACGCACAUGCUGCUCUACCUCAACGAGGAGAGCUUCGUCAGCGACGAGGAGCGGCUGGCCGAGCAGGUCAAGCAGGCGCGCCAGGACAGGCUGAAGAUCGUCAUGGCGCACGAGAACGACCCCGCGCUCGGCGGCUGCCAGUUCUCGAGGUUUUUCGAAACCACGCCGCAGGAGCGAAUCAUCGCCGAAGCGGGGGACCUCAUUUCCGGUGGCAUUGGCGAGGGCAGCACCAGCCUCGCGAAGCGCAGCCUUGGCGGCCUCAGCCGGGUGUUCGCCAAGAUGAGCAGCCGCAGCUCUGCGGAGGCGCGCGAGGUCUUUGAAGGCGAGGCGUCGUCGGUGCAGCACCAGGUCUGA
Molecule: messenger RNA, 2409 nt
Organism: Emiliania huxleyi CCMP1516
Lineage: Eukaryota; Haptophyta; Isochrysidales; Noelaerhabdaceae
Exons: 5
Coding region: 1-2409 (802 amino acids)
Source: RefSeq, a predicted model, not a curated record